CCAGCGAAAAGGUGAACGAAAACGUGUUGGCGGAUCGCACAAUUCCACCCCCAAACCCCGGGCUGUUUUCCUUUGGUUUCGGUUCUUCUUUUGCUCCGUGCGUGUCUCCGGUUGUGGUGCGUGUAUUGACCAGCAGACGGCUCUGUUGGGAAAAGACCGGCUCCGUGAGAAAAUUCGGUUUUCCCCGAAGUUGUGGGUGAAAAUAUAUCCAAAAAUUGAUGAAACACGGUCGGUGUUUCAGGAAGUUUGCACAAUACGCCGUGUGAAGUUGUGUAUUUAGCGAUUUAUCGAGUACUGCGGCCGCAUUUUCACGAGUUUUUCUGGAUACGAAAAGUUUGAUUUGUUUUGUGUUUUGUUUGCUGUUCCGAGAAGUUCAUCUAGUUUUCCUCACAUCCGUUUUUGCGGAUAACUGUGAUCAACGAAAUAAGGCGUGUGUGCUGAAUUAUAAAGUAUAUUAAAUAGGUUUUUAGUGCUUUUUUACGUUUUUAAAGUUUCGCUUCUGUGGUAGCAGCUGGAACGAGGAUAGGGAAACGAUAGUGGAAGUGGCGAAAACAAAUAUCGAAGUCUCAAAGACGGGAUCAAGUCAUAAUACGUACACCACAUAACGAACAUUAUCACCAUGCCAACGGAACAGGAACGCAACGUUAUAUCAGAUCUGCCCCGUGGACCACUCUGCGCUUACCGGUCGAAGGCCAAGUUCAACUGGAAAGACUUCCGGCUAGUGUUGGAAGAGAAGGAGCUGAUAAAAAUCAAAUACGACAUAUGGCGUCGGUUAGAAUCGGAACCAUUGUUUGCUCCCAUCACCUCCACGCUCCCGGUCGAUCAGCAGAAGGAACGGGCCGCACGGCAAAUGAACCGGAUAGCGGAUCUCGAACUCGCCCCACCGGAAAUCUACUCGAAGCCCUACAAAUACCGCGUACGCUAUCUGAUGAGCAUCAACGAGGCACUGCAUGCUGUCUGUCCGAGCCUGUCGGUGAAGAUAGCGCUCGGUGUGGGAUUGUUCACGAACUCGCUCCUUGCGAUGGGUACGGAACGGCAUCAGGAUACGUACAACAAGGCGUGGAACCGGGAGAUAAUCACCUGCCUAGCAAUCACGGAGGUAUCGCACGGUAGCAACACGAAACGAUGUCGCACGACGGCGACAUACGAUCCGGAAACGCAAGAGUUCAUUAUCCACACGCCCGACUUUGAGGCGGCCAAGUGUUGGGUUGGUAAUCUCGGCAAGACGGCAUCGGUGGCACUGUUGUUUGCCAUUCUCUAUACGGCCGAUGGCCAGAACCAUGGGCUGCAAGGGUUCCUGGUACCAAUUAGGGAUCCUAAAACGCUGCUACCCUAUCCGGGUGUGACGGUUGGUGAUAUCGGUGAGAAGAUCGGACUGAAUGGGAUCGAUAAUGGGUUCGUUAUGUUCAAUCACUAUCGCAUUCCGCGUGAGAAUCUGCUCAACCGUACCGGUGACGUUACACCGGAGGGUGUGUACGAGAGUACGUUCAGUGAACCGGGCAAAAUUCUCGGCGCCGUGCUGGAAUCGUUCUCUGCUGGGCGGCUUGGUAUAAUGCAGGAAUCGUCGAACACACUGUCGCAUGCGGCUGUCAUUGCUGUACGGUAUGCGGCGCUAAGGAAACAGUUUGGCACCGAUCGGGAUGGACCGGAGCAAUCCAUCAUCGAAUAUCAGUUACAUCAAUGGCGCAUAUUCCCGUACUUGGCAGCCGCGUGUGUACUGAAGGUAUCUGUGUUCGCAAUGACGGAGACAUAUCUGGAAACGGUACAGAAAUCCCAAGCCGAAUCGAACGGGUUCGAGUUGCUGACGCAGAUCGUGUCGGAAGUGCACGCACUAGUCUCCUCCUCUAAGCCACUAGUCACCUGGACGGCACGUGAUGCGAUACAGGAAUCGCGAGAAGCUUGCGGUGGCCACGGAUAUCUGCGUUCGGCCAAUCUUGGAGAGCUGCGCAACAAUCACGAUCCGAGCUGUACUUACGAGGGUGAUAACAAUGUGCUCGGUCAGCAGGCCUCGAACUGGCUCAUCCGCCAGUGGAAGAACGCAAAAGUGGAAAGUCCCGUCGGUACGGCAUCGUUCAUCGAACGGCGUGAUGAGAUCUUACGGAUGAACUUCGAGUCGUUCCAACAAUCGGGAGUAUCGGUGGAGAGCUCGGAAUUCAUCGCGCACUGUUACGAGUGGCUUAUGUGUUGGUUGCUGCAGCAAAGUGUUGCCCAGAUGGACGAUGCAAGCAGCCAGGGCAUCGAUACGUUUACCGCCCGGAACAAUUGUCAGGUAUAUCGAGCACGGGACUUGACCCGUGCCUAUGCCGAGUAUUACGCACUCCGAAGCUUCUGGUCACGAUGUGCCCGGCAGGAUGUGUCAGAAUCGUUGCGGCCUGUUCUGUUCAAUGUGUACCUUCUAUACGGUGCCUGGUGCCUUGACCGACACAUGAGCACGUUCUAUACCGGAUCGUUUGCUAACGGAUCCGCCUUUGCCGAUGCCGUACGUGGAAUGCUGCUUAAAGUGUGCGGAUUGUUGAAGGAUUCGGCCGUAGCGAUCGCGGAUGCACUUGCUCCACCCGACUGGGUGCUCAACUCUGUGAUCGCUAAAUCGGACGGUCGACUGUACGAGAACAUUCAGUCCGUGUUCAUGACGAAUCCGGGUGCGAUGGAGAGGGCUGCCUGGUGGAAGGAUAUCAUACCGACCAAGUUGCGUAGCAAACUGUAAAUGGCGCAGGGCAGUAAGGGCUGUAGCCCCCCCCC
Messenger RNA from Anopheles aquasalis, 2739 nucleotides. Its product is annotated as peroxisomal acyl-coenzyme A oxidase 3. Gene Ontology annotation, cellular component: peroxisome. The record is from RefSeq and is a predicted model, not a curated record. Lineage: Eukaryota; Metazoa; Arthropoda; Insecta; Diptera; Culicidae. Gene Ontology annotation, biological process: lipid homeostasis; fatty acid beta-oxidation using acyl-CoA oxidase. Gene Ontology annotation, molecular function: pristanoyl-CoA oxidase activity; FAD binding; fatty acid binding.